CAGGGCAUCAAUGCUCCAGCCUCUCCUACCAUGUCACAAACUCUAAGCAGAGACAGGAACCUGGGCUAAGUGUUGCGGCUUAGUACAUUUCCUGUUUCAAAAAAAAAAAAAAAAAAAAGAGAGCAGCAAAGAGAAGUCAUUCAAACAAGAUGUCAGUUGCAAUGUGCUAGCACCCAGUAACCCAGGGCUCACCCUUCUCCUUUCUGGCAUGGGGCUUAACUGAGGUCGGGGAGCUGAGCAGGACCUCUGAACAUCUGGCGAAUCCACCUCAGGGCUGUCCUUGCUGCGUAGAGAGAAUUCCCGUCAACUCUCUCUAUUUACACCAAGCACUCGUCAGGUGAUUCCUAACAUCUGCAUCCACAUCCCCAUCAUGGCUCCACAGUACACUGAGGAAAGAACUUCACCAAAGCAGCCAGAAGAUCAUCACAGGUUGGUGUGUUGUGUGUGAAGCCGUGGACAAUAUGAUCAGUCAAACUGAGACGUCCCCGCGCCAGUGCAAGCAUCUGAGUGAGAGUUACGAUGAGAAGUGCGAGCGCUGGCAACGGACCCGUGAGAGCUUGUGGAGGAGAAACAAUGUCACCACAUGUCGCCAUGUGAGGCAAUGUUGGAAAAAGGCAGAGGAGCAGUCCCAGAGCCCCCGCCAGAAAGAGUUCCUGAAGAGAAGGAACUUAGCCACCGAAGAAGAAAAGAAACAAGUGAGGUUUCCUACUGGGACACCAGUAUCUCCGGGACCAGAGUGUGCAACAGGCAUCCCCAAGGAAGCAUCCUCCUGGAUGGAUUUGAGGUCACCCACAUCCCUCCAGAACUACAGCACCUCCAUGGUCCAUCACAAACAUCCCCAGCACAGCCUCAAUGAUCCUCGCACGCAGAACAACUGGCACUCCUGUGACAUUUCAUCACAAAACAUCCUCCCCAAAGACAUUUCCAAGCUUAGCCGAGGCACUCAAACAUUAACAGAUUCUAGUGCAAUAAAGAAAAAUUCAAGCCAACAAACAGACUGUGGAAUAGCAGUGCUAGAUAAGGAAAUCAUUCAACUUUCCAACUACCUCAAGGAGGCGUUACAUCGGGAGCUGCUGCUGAAGCAGAAGAUGGUGAUUUUACAGGAGCUUUUAUCCACAUUGCUGCAAGCAUCAGAAAAAUCUUGGAAGGGUCAGCUGAAUGAAGACAAACUAAAGGGUAAACUGAGGGCCCUUGAAAAUCAGCUUCACACCUGUGCCCAGAAUUACUCAAAGGACAGUGUGAAGAGGAUUCUGAUGGAGAUGGAGGACCAAAAGCAGUCCUAUGAGCAGAAAGCAAGAGAAGCUCUACAGAAGCUGCUGGAGGAGAAACUCCAAGCAGAACAGCAGCUACAGAAUACUCAGAGGACCCUGGCAGUCACAGAAGACGACUGUGCUCUCUGGAAAGAACACUAUGACACAUUAAAAACAGAGUGGAGUGAGACAGUCACUAAGCACACUGAACUGGAGAACAAGCUCCAGGUUUUGCAGAACCAGCUGCAAUGGGCAGACACCCAGAAUGAUCAGCUCCACCAGGCCCUGCGUAACUUGGAGAGUGAGCGUGAAGAUCUCUAUUCGAGAAUUGAGGCUCUACAAGCAGACAACCAGCUCAGAAUGGAGCACGUCAGUGCAAUGGAAGGUAAAUUGCAAAAUGAACAAAAGCAAAAGCUGGCGCUGGAGGUGACAAUCACUCGUUUGCACAACCAGUUACAGAACCAGUCCAAGGAGAAGGCGGCUCAGGAAGAGGUGGUAGUAAGAAAAGAUCAGGUUUUAACUAUGCAGAUCCAACCCCCCAGUCCAGUCAGAGAAAAACAAGAUGCUUUGUUAAAGCAUCCUGAUGAUGAGGGAGAGGAAAGUCUGAAGGACCAGAUGCAGAAGAGGACAGCCCAACUCAUUGCAAAGGAAAAGGAGUGCGCAGAUCUCCGCUCUGAGCUGGAGGCCCUGAGCGACGAGUACCACUCCUGCAUGACCAAGUUACGUCAGUGCCGAGACGAGCUCAAUCAGUUCCAGAGCAAGCAGUCCAAAAGACGAUGUGGCCACUGGAUCCCUCUCCUAAUGGUGGUGAUAGCAGCAGCCAUGGCGGCUUUCUUAGCCAAUUUUGUACCAUGAGAAUCCAUCAGUUUCAAUUACCUCAGCACAGCAACUGACUCAACUUUUUUCAUUGUAAUGUAUAAAAAUUUUGUAGGGUUUUUGGGGGGGAUAUUUUUGAGCUGGUCUCACUCCUCGGCAAAUUCACACUGGUCCAAUAAAUGCGGUGAGAUCA
Messenger RNA from Chelonoidis abingdonii (Abingdon island giant tortoise), 2259 nucleotides. The record is from RefSeq and is a predicted model, not a curated record. NCBI's taxonomy places the organism in Eukaryota, Metazoa, Chordata, Testudines, Testudinidae.